Molecule: messenger RNA, 1104 nt
Organism: Closterium sp. NIES-65
Lineage: Eukaryota; Viridiplantae; Streptophyta; Zygnematophyceae; Desmidiales; Closteriaceae
Source: the annotation of a GenBank genome assembly
AUGAGCUUCAAGGGUCGCAAGUCCGUCACCGCGCCGCCGCGCGUGCUGACGUCAUCAUGGCGCGGCGUGUCCUGGUCCCUCUUCCUACUCCUAGCCGUCGCGCUCUUCGCCCUUGCAGAUGUCCUCGUUAUAAGAUACAGUUGCUCGUUCGCCGGAUUCGGCGCGUCCCCGUCAUGGAAGAGCCUCUUGAAUAGUAGUAAAUCCGACUCGGAGUUAAAGCCGGCGCCGCCGCUGGUUGAAGCAAGUUUUGAGACGUCUCAAAAGCCGGCGCCGCCGCCGGUUGAAGCAAGUUAUGAGACGUCUCAAAAGCCGCCGGCGCCGGAUGAAGCAACCGAUGAGAUCGGACCGUUGGCCGGCGCGGACCCGCAAGGGAUGGACGAGGCGGCGGACGUGCGAGAAAUGAGCGAGGUGGCGGACGUGCGAGAAAUGAGCGAGGCGGCGAACGUGCGAGAAAUGGGCGAGGCGGCGGACGUGCGAGAAAUGGGCGAGGCGGCGGACGUGCGAGAAAUGGGCGAGGCGAACCUCGGGAUCAUCGAAGAGGCGGACCCGGGGGAGAUCGACGAGGUGGACCCGCGAGGGAUUUCUGAGUCGACUCAAAAGCCGGACCGGGGGGAGAUCAUCGAAGAGGCGGACCCGCGAGCGAUAGACGAGGCGGACAUGCGAGGGAUGGACGAGAGGGGUGCAGAUCGGUUGCGAUACCCGGGCAGGAAGCGCGUGAAGGGGUUCGUCGGGGUUCACACCGGUUUCAAAAACGGCAGGAGGCGCGCGUUGCUUCGCGAGACGUGGUUCCCCGCCACGCCCGAGGAGCACGCGCGCGCGGAAGCAACACUUGGCCUGGUGUUUCGCUUCAUAGUCGGGCAUGGAGACGCGGAGGAGUGUGAUAUGAGCCGUGCCCUCCCUGCUCCCCUUUCCCCCUCCACGUCCUCCGCCAUUCGCUUAUUCCCCAGCGCGGAAGCAACAUUGGGCCUGGUGUUUCGGUUCAUAGUCGGGCAUGGGAGGAGCGUGGAGGACGAGGAGAUGCUGCAGGCGGAGAACAGCACUCACGGGGACUUCCUUCGCAUCGACGUGCAAGAGUCGUACCUCAAUCUCAACCGCAAGACGUAA